GGAAGAGCCACAACUCAGGAAGGGAGAGGGCCGCUGGAGGCCAAGAAGAACAGGGCCAGGAGGGCAUCGAGGGCCAGGCAGGGCUUCUGACCCUGGAGGCUGUGAAGAGAAGCCGGCUGGGCCUCAUGAAACCUUGGAGCAAAUUCAGCAUUUCCAGAAGGUCUCUGACGUUCCACGCACUUGUUGAACUCUUCCAGCCCUGGAGUGGGUGCCCAGAAAAGAGAACAGUUCCCAUACUGGUGGGAACUGCCUGCCAGGCGCCUUACCCCGUGGGACUGGCAGACGUGACACAGACAGCAGACACUUCCUCAUCUCUCCAGGACCUUUAACCCAGUGGCCUCUGUGUGAGCUGGGGCUUUAGCCAAGCAUCGGGGAGCCAAGACUCGGAUACGCAAGCAGUUUCUGCAGGCAGUAUGUUUACACAGGGUGUGAAGCCACCUGACUACAGCCGAUCCACACGAGGGCACCCUCAGGCAUUCUGGCUGGGGCCCACCGACUCUUACAGCUGGCACAUAGUACAGCUCCAUUUGGAGGACUCUCCAACCAGACCAAAAGAGAUGAGAAAACUGAGGUCCAGAGAAGCUGUGCCUUGCUCAAAGUCACACAGCUAAAUAGCACCAGAGGUGAGACCAGAAACUAGGUCUUUCCACAACUCUCAGCUCAGAACUCUUUCCAAAGGGCCACCCACCUAUCUGAGCGCCACAUCUCAAUUUCUAUUUGAGACUCUACCUAGCUUUUGUGACUUUCCCAUAUUUGCACCCACGACUACCAUCCUCCCAAACCUGGAGCCUAGGGUUUAGGAAAGAAAACACUGAGCACAGAAGAGAAAGUUUCAGGCUGGGCGGUUUGAACCUUCCUCUUAAAGAAAAGGUUGCGCUCUACACCUUGCGUUAACUCUUCCGGUACCGGAAAGGCUGAGGCCGUUAAAAAGAAAAAAAAAAAGGAAGAGUGGUCCCACUCUGAACCGAUAGAGUGGAAUGCCCGCCUCCUGGUGCAGCAGCAUCAAUGAUAGAUGGGGAGUCACUUGUCACAGGGCUGUGGGCGGGGGCCAGGCCCCGCGAGGGCCGCGGGACCGGAGGGUGAGCGCGGCUAAGCGCAGGCUCAGAGAAGACAGCCUGCAGGAGGUGAUGGUCAAAGACCCUGGGAGAAGGUGGCCAGUGGGAGGAAAGGUAGUCACUUGGAGACGAGGCAGAGCUGCAGGAAGUGAAGGAUUCUGGAGGUGACAGCAAGGAGAGCACACAACUGCGAGGGGUGGCUGAAGCUUCUGUGCGAACACCGGCCGGGUGCGAGCUAGGAAAGGAGGGCAGCGCGCCGGCGCCGCCGGAGGGUCCCGCCCGGGCGUGAGGGGAGUGCCAUGUCUCGCGAGCGGCAUCCCAGCACCGACAUCCCCCGCAACCUGAGCUUCAUCGCCUCACUGACAGAGCGCGCCUACUACCUCAGCCAGCGGCCCAGCCUCGGGGAGGAGCCAGAGGAGGAACCAAGCGAGGGAGGGACGCGUCUCGGGGCCCGAUCCCGAGCUCCAGGUCCCAGUCGGGGGCGCCGGGCUCGUUCUGCGCCCGCCGGAGGCGGCGGGACCCGGGCGCUCCGCAACCACAGCCCCGAUACCCGUAAGAGAGUGCGUUUCGCUGACGCACUGGGGCUGGAGCUGACAGCCGUGCGCCGCUUCCGCCCGGGAGAGCUGCCCCGGGUGCCCCGCCACGUGCAGGUCCAGCUGCAGAGGGACGCCCUCCGCCACUUCGCGCCGUGCCAGCCCCGCUCCCGAGGCCUCCAGCUCCUCCUUUCCCUACAGGAGGCGCGCGCCGCCCUGGAGCCGGCCAGCGAGCCGGGCUUCGCCGCCCGCCUGCAGGCUCAGCGCAUCUGCCUGGAACGCGUCGAGGCGGGCCCGCUGGGCGUGGCCGGGAGCGCGCGCGUGCUGGACCUGGCCUACGAGAAGCGCGUGAGCGUGCGCUGGAGUGCAGACGGCUGGCGGAGCCAACGAGAGGCGCCCGCCGCCUACGCCGGCCCGGCCCCACCCCCGCCGCGCGCCGACCGCUUCUCCUUCCGCCUGCCGGCGCCACCCAUUGGAGGUUCCCUACUCUUCGCCCUGCGGUACCGCGUGACGGGCCGCGAGUUCUGGGACAACAACGGCGGCCGUGACUAUGCUCUGCGUGGGCCGGAGCACCCGGGCAGUGGCGGAAACCCGGAGCCCCAGGGCUGGAUCCACUUUAUCUGAGACGCAGGCGGCCAACGGCGGAAAAAAAUCAAAGGCACCAGAAGGGCUGGGAGAUCCCAAACAUUUGCCUGGGAGGAAUGGGAGAAACCGGGAUUGGCGGGGAGCUGUCCUAGAGUCAAGUCAGGGAGGGCGAGGAGAAUGGGAGAAACCAAAGGGGUGUAGGGAGUGGGUGGACUUAAAGCCGAGGAGACUGGGGUGGAUGUGAGUGGAUGAACCCACGUCAUAGAAAAGGGAGACGGAAGGGGUGCUGGAAUAUUAGGAAAGAAGCAAAAGGACGAUGGUGACGUUCUCUUCCGUGAGUGGGUACUGGGAGAAAGUGAGUAGGUGGGUCAGGCCUAGGUAGUCAGAGGUUGAGGACACCUCUUUGGUACUCAGGAGGUAUUUUAUGUGAACUAGAAACAUACCGCAGUUGAAAUCAUUUAGAUUGAUGGUUCACUCCCUCUUACUGGUCUUUGCCACCCCAGGUCCCACAGCCUUUCUGUCCUAGCUUUAACUCAGCCAUAGUUACCUAGCUUAAGUUCCAGGAAUUUGGCCAUUGCUCCCCAGGCCCCGGCAUUAAUGACAGGAUUCCCUUGUCACCCCUGCAAUCCCUGGUUUCUGGUUUCGGUCUCUGCUUACUGGCUGGGGAGUGAUGGCUGGUAACAGAGCUCCUUCCUCCAGGCAGUCCUGGGAUGAAAAUGAAAGCAAAACCAACUCCAGGCCUUGUAGCUAAAUAAUGUGGUGCCUAAGGGGUGAGUGCAAUCAGGGAAGGGGUGAGUGCAAUCAGGGGCUUCCAGAAAAAUGCCAGCCUUACCUUUCUGGGUGCCUUCUGAUGACCUCUAAGAACUUUAUGGAUUGUAUUUGUGAAGGGACAAGCGAAACACGGGACUGUUUCUGCCUCAGAAGAAAAGGAAAUCACUGACUAGCUGGAUAACUUCGGGCAAGUUACUUCACCUCUCUGGGCCCCCGUUUCCUCCUUGAGAAACAGCAAUUGGAUUAGUUGAUCUUUUAGGCCCCUUCUUGCUCUGACAUUGUAUGAUCUGUGAGGGGCAGAAUGUGAAUUAGAAGCCACAUUCUCCAGCCUGCAGUUGGAGUGCUUACGGUUCAGAACACACAGCACCCCAAGUGUCUGGUUGGGCCUGAGAAUGGUCCUCCAGUUUUUGACACAUGUUCCAGAGCCCAGGAAACAUCCCAUAACCAGCCUGAAGUCUCAGGAUAUUCCAGGGCCUCUUUCAAACCACAGCUCAUCCUCUGCCCCCUUGCUUUUUGCUCUUGCCCCACAGACUUCCAGCCUGGGUGCUAUGAGACAGCUUGUGGGAGGUGCCUCUUGGGGAAAAUGAUGCUUGGGAGCCCCUAAGAUGAAACAGUGUUGGGGACUUUCUUGAGGUUAAAGGAUUAUUGGUAUAAGAAAUGGGGAAAAAAAAAGAAAUGGAAAACAUUUCAAAUAAACAGAGCAGCUUGAAAAUUAAAUGGUGCCAGAAGAUAGCAGUCUGUUCCAUACCCUGAGCAAGUGAAUGGGAAAGCUGGACUCUCCUACCCAUUCCCAUUCAUGCCUUAUGUUUCCUGGUUAACCUCUGCUGGGUGUUUGUUUUUUCGCUCCUUUCACCCUGUUUCUAAGCUCUUCUCUUUCCUUCUGCCCCUCUCACCAUUUUCAUUUUCUUUUAGCAUGUAUGGUAUUUACCUUCAUUUCCUCUAAUUCCAUCUGCCUCCCUCUUCAUCCUUGUUGAUCUCUGCUAUUCCUUCUCCCUCCAGAAGGAGUGGAGAACCUGCUUCCUUUUCUCCAAGACCAUGGUUGGUCCACUUUCCUCUCUCAGGCUCCUUCUUGACAGUCUCCUAGAAGGGAGAAGAAGCAGUUCCUGAUGCUACAGAUGAGCAUGGAGCUCCCAGGUAACCAGCUCCCCCAAACCCAUUUCUUUCUGUUACUGAUUUCUCGAAAACUUUUGGAUUCCCCUUUUACCACUCAGUGAGAGAAGGUAGACACACAUGUGCCCAUACACGCAUUCAGAAUAGAGUAUGGGGCUUGUUUAUCGUGCCCCUCCUCUCCAAAACCCUAAUUCUUUAAAGAAAAGAUUAAAAGAGAAACCCCAAGUCACUCAAAUGCCCACUUAAAUGUUAUCCUUAUCUGAUAAAGAAAACAAAGAAUUUCAUGUAUCUUGUGGAUCACCUUCAGGUCAGAGUUCCAGCAGAGUGAAGAGACAAAGUGUACUGGAAGCCACCAAGCAAUGCACUUUUUAGUCACCAAUGAAGAGCCCAAGGGAGGAUAAUGGAGCGGGAGGGUUGCUUAUUGUGUAUGCAUGACUGUUACCUUGUAUUUAGCAAACUCAAGAGCCCACGUUAUUUAUCCACUAAAAUCUGGUGCCUUGCAUGCAUUAUCAUCCUCAAAACAACCCUAUGAAUUGAGUAAUGUUAUUCUUGUUUUAGAGAGAAAACAGUUCAGAAAAGCUCAGUAAUUUAUUCAAGAUCACACAACUAGUAAAUGGCAGAGCUAGGGUUGUGAACGCAGGAGAUCUCCAGAGCCUCUGUGCAUAAGCAUGAUGUCAUAAUAUUUUCCUUUAAAAACAAAAUUAAAACCUUGCCAUUAAAAAAAAAAAACAACAAAAAACAGAAACCCUUGCCACAUAUCUCGUACUAGGAAAAGUUUCUAAUUGUGCUCUGCCUUCCCAGCGUCCCUAACUGGCUUGGGAAAGGCAAAGCACUGAGGGUCCCAAGCUUCAUCUGCUCCUUCCAGAAGCUUGCUGCUGCUUUCUGUGACCCUGUGAUCAGCAAGGAACCACUUCGCCUGCCUGCUGGAGAAUUUAGGAACCCAUGUGAACUCCAGCCUUCCCAUACACUGGGAUUCUGUUCUGGCCCUAGGUAGUCCACACCUGUUGACGUGCUGCGCACCUUCUUACCCUCCCUCCCCUCCGCCCGACUCUAGCCUUGAAUUGCCCAGUUCCCUAAUAUUUACACUGGAAGGGUUCAUGAACAGGCUAAUUGCUGGAUGGUCGGUCUCCUGGAGCCCGAAUAAUACUAAGGGCAUAAAUGCAAAUGGAUCUGGGGUCAGGGAACCAAAGAGAAUUCAUUGUUCUUGAGCUUUAUCUCUUAAGAAUUACCCUUGCUCACCCAUUCCUCUAUUCUCAGCUUUAUAGAGCCAAGACAUGAGUCUUGUGGUUUUUCCAUACAGAGUUGCUACAGGGUAGUGGUGGGAAGGUGGUAAGCUGCAAGUCAAAUCUGACGUGAGAAACACUAGGAAUUCGGCAGAAUCUUUAGAGGUGUGCCAUGUGUUAGGCACAGGACUUUCCUGUAAAGCGUGAUGACUAUGAACAGGAACAGUUGAGGGUAUAACCUGUCAGCCAUGGCCUGGGAAGUGCCACAUGAGAAAGCUGUACCAUGGUCACGGGCUGGGUCCCUGAAGCAACACAGCAGGAACGCUCCUGCCCUUUCCUCUCUCAUCCAGACCUCAGAUGUCCUUCCUACAUACUCCUCCUGUUCCUUUGUUUUCCUUUAUGAAUGUAGCUCAUCAUUUAUCUUAAUAAGCCCUAACUCAGCUUUCCAAUCUUAUCCCACAUUCCCUUUCUUCUAACUCCUGUUUCUCUGGAGCUCCUCUGGAUCUUGGCAAUCCAUAGAUCACAAUUCAGAGACCUGAAAAGGCUUGUCUUCUAGAUUCCUCUAGAGAUGAGGACACAGGUCCAGAGAUGAGAAGGGACACCAGCUGGGUCAGAGAAUUUGUUUGUACAACUGCAGAUGGGACUUAAACCCAAGCCUCCUGACCACAUUCUAUUCCCAGGCUACCGAAGAGUCCUCUCUCCACAGGGACAGACCCAUGAUUUUUCUUGGCAAGGGAUACAUCAGAAGUGUUUCAUUUUCUGCUUCUAGUUUCCAUUCCCUACUGCAUUCAGGCAGAAAGAGAAACAAAAGGGACCAGUAUAUCAUUAGCCUUGGCACUUGUUUCAGUGAUGUUGCUGAAGAACAGUGAAGUUGCUAAAACAAAGAAACAACUAGAUAAUCUACCCAUU
Messenger RNA from Bubalus bubalis (water buffalo), 6186 nucleotides. It is a transcript of the gene PPP1R3E, whose product is annotated as protein phosphatase 1 regulatory subunit 3E. Gene Ontology annotation, biological process: regulation of glycogen biosynthetic process. NCBI's taxonomy places the organism in Eukaryota, Metazoa, Chordata, Mammalia, Artiodactyla, Bovidae. The record is from RefSeq and is a predicted model, not a curated record. The transcript has 4 exons. Gene Ontology annotation, molecular function: protein phosphatase 1 binding; glycogen binding. Gene Ontology annotation, cellular component: protein phosphatase type 1 complex. Bases 1355 to 2212 code for a protein of 285 amino acids.